This is a messenger RNA of Portunus trituberculatus (swimming crab), 5176 nucleotides long. Its product is annotated as apolipophorins-like. The transcript has 24 exons. NCBI's taxonomy places the organism in Eukaryota, Metazoa, Arthropoda, Malacostraca, Decapoda, Portunidae. The record is from RefSeq and is a predicted model, not a curated record. The coding region runs from base 845 to 5176 and encodes 1443 amino acids. Gene Ontology annotation, molecular function: lipid carrier activity. Gene Ontology annotation, biological process: lipid transport.
UAAACAUGCAUAAAUUGAACAAUGACGCAGAACAGCAACAAUAGGCAGUUGGGGUUGUUAAGGUAAAGGGAAGAACAGCAAGAGGGUGCCGCUUUUUUUGCGUGGUUAACUACUUUGUCAAGUGGGUGUGUUUUGUUAUGUUGUGUCUCAGCGUUCUAGUGACACCAAUACCACCUUCUCUACUCACCACGCGACCACUUCGUCAUGCUGUUAGGGACACAAAGGUGUUACAAUAAUUUGCAAUGUGAACACAUUAAAAUACGAGAAGAGACGAUCUGACGUUAAUGUAUCAUGAAACAAGAUCACAUAUUCUCACUAAGCAGGGAGGCGCAGGUAAACGCAGCUUCCGGCUCCAAGCUGACCUCCAUUUUGUUUAAGAUGAAAUGAAGUAUUUUUGUUAAACUGUUGGUAGCAUUAUAGGAUUACUUUAAAAAACUUUUUCCCCUUUAAUUUAUAAAAAAAAAAAAACCAACUUCCCCACAGAUAAAUAAUUAUAGACCCAAAAUGCAUCAUGGGUGACAUAAUCCUGGCUGCGUUCUGCACUCUCAUCACUGCACACGAGUCAGAGAUCGAGGCCGGCGUACCCAGGAAGAUAAGGGGCGUAGCUGCAUGUCUGGGACUACCUCAGUAAAGUGGACCUUGAUCAUCGAAAGAAGAUAAUAUAAUGUGGGAGAAGUAAGCUUUCAAGGUAGUGUAUUCCUGGCGCUACCGAGUGAGGUGUGCUGCCUCCUGUAUCCCGGAGCCCUCGACUCACUUGUAGCCUACAUAGGUCGUUUGCAUCGCACAAAGAACGUCGUGAGGAGGAUCCAGCAGCCAACGGCCCAACAGUGGUCGUCACGCUGACAUGAAGCUGCUAGCGGCCUUCCUCCUCCUGCUGGUGACACGAGUCAGUGCAGAUGACUCGGCUGUCGUGUAUUCUCCGACAUGUUUCCAGGAGGAGUCUACUGCCGCAUACGAGGUGGGGAUGCAGUACAAGUACCAGUAUGAAGGAGAGGUGAUCACUAAGGCGCCGGCAGCAGGGGAGGAUGAGUCUCGUCUGGCUUUUACUGCACAAGUCAUAAUUUCUGCUAGUACACCAUGUGACCUCAGACUGCAGGUUAAUGAUUUAGUAGUAGAAGAUACCGGUGACGACGCAAAAUGGUUCUCGGAGGCAGUACAAGAACAUGACUUGUACUUCAGGUACCAGCAUGGAGCUGUCACCGACCUAUAUCCUCAUGAAGAAGAAGAGGCAGUGGCCACCAACUUCAAGAGAGGAAUUUUGUCCUCACUGCAGAUGACAGUCUCCCCAACGAGUGACAUGGAUAUCAUUGUCAGCGAGGUGGAUGUGUCAGGAGAGUGUGAUGUGAAGUACAGCAUGGAGAUGGAUCCAAACCCACUGAUCACCAAGACUAAAAUGGGAUGUCAUGCCAACACCUACAUACCAUAUCUCCCACACUCCUAUUACACUAACACUAAGGCCAAUUCUCAUCUCCCAUUUAUGAAGAAUAGCCAUGUGUGUCACAUACAUGGAAAAGAAGGUACUGGUCCACGGGGGGACAUUGAUGUUGCUGGUGAAGGUGGAAUGUGGGAGAAGGUGAUCUGCAGCGAGGAGGUACAGGUGCAUCACCAUCUCACUCCUAACAGUAAUAGAUCCUCACUGGCGACUGUAUCCAUGUCUUCCACACUCAUGCUAGAGGAAGGGCCUAAGCCAAUGGAUGGAAAUUUCUCAAACGGUGAUGUGUUGAGGAAGACAGUGUCACUUGUGGCUGACCUGAAAGCAGCUGUAAACUUUGCUGAGAUGAAGAAACUUUCCAACCAAAAUGUGAAGGAACAGCUUGACUCUGUCCUUGAGAGUUUGUCAACAUCUGAGGACAGUGAGCCAGAUGAUCUUCGGCCUCGUCUCUUUUCCACACUUGUUCAUUUGUUGAGCCACUUGAAUGUAGAGGAGCUUGAAGAUGUGUGGUCAUCAUCCAGCUCAGAGAACACACACAGAAAGAUACUGGUGGAUGGCUUGCUGGUGUGUGAUGCCAAUCCUUGCCAUUCCCUGGUGGCUCAGCUGGCACAAGACCAAGGCAUGCUUUCCCAAGGCCAGCUCAAUAUGUGGCUUGCUGGAAUUCACAUGCAUACCUCUGCUCAUCCUGAAUUUGUCACCAAGCUACUGAACCUUACUGAGGCUAAGGAGAAAGUGGCAUCAGCAGCAAUAAUGGCAGCAUCCAGCACAGUGCACCGGCUCUGCCAACAGCAACCAUCUGAGUGUUUGGCACAUGCACAAUCUUUCCUGGAGUACGUGGAUCAACAAGUGGGAGUCUCCUGUGGCCAUGGCAAGACUAGGCAACAGCAGGAACAUAUUAAGCUGGUUAUGAGAGCUUUGGGGAAUGCUGGAGUGUUUCCAAGUAAAGAUUUUCCUGAAAGAUGCUAUUUGAACAGAACAUUGUCCCCUGAGCUGCGCAUUGCAGCACUGCAAAGUUAUCGUCGCUCUGGUUGUAGUGGUGUUGAGGCUCCCUGGAAGCUCCUUGAAGAUGGGCGUGAGAAGAGUGAAGUGCGUAUUGCUGCCUACCUUGCCUUGGUGCCCUGUGCUACCUACACUUCAGGCUUCUUCACCCGUAUCCACAAACUCUUGCAGCAGGAGAAAGUCCAGCAAGUUUAUUCCUUCAUCUGGACACAUGUGAAAAAUCUGGUAGACAAACCUGGUCCAAGCAAGCAUGACCAAGAACUGUCAAAACUGGCCAGACAACACACUUUGCCUAACAAGUUCAAUAAUGAUGCUUUUCGUACCUCAGGAAAUUUCCGUUACACUCACUUCAGUGAAUCAAUGAACCUCGGAGGCAGUGUUGAUGCCAAUGUUGUGUUCUCCCAUGAAUCCUAUGUGCCACAUCAGAUCUCGGCAAAUCUAACACUGGACUUGCUAGAUAAUUCUUUUAAUUUUUUGGACAUUGGUGGAGAGUUUAGUGGCAUUGAAAACCUUAUUGAGAGUUAUUUUGGUAAAGAUGCAUAUUUUAGCAAUAAAGAUGUUCUGAAAAUUCUGCAUAAUUUAAGACCAAAAAGGAACAUAGUUCAUGAGGACAAAAUUCAAGAAUUUCAAAAGAAAUUUGAUACCAAAAAAAAGAACCAAUUGGAAUGGGAAAAGAAUGAGGAAGAAGCCAAGCCAUCCUUCUAUGUCAGAAUGUUUGGCAAUGAAAUUCUGUAUGUAGAAAAUAUGUUACAACACAGUCCUGCACAGCUUCUUUAUCAGCUCAUCCAAGAAUUGUCUUCACCUAAAACUUUCAAGAUCCUUGACCAAGAAUACAUGACACCAACUCUCCUUGGAUUUCCGUUGCGGCUGAAGGUCAACGCCACUGCUUCAGUCAGCCUGCAGCAUGAGCUGACCUUCCGGAGCACUAAGAACCUUGGCCUGCAGCUGGAGGGCAGCCUCACCCCAUCAGUAGUGGCAGCAAUGGAUGAAAUGCUGUUAGUGGAUGCUUUUGUAUCCUCUAGUGGCCUGAGGAGAUCAUCCACACAGGUUGCAAAAACAACUAUUGGAGGAAAAUUCUUAGUUCAGGAAAACGAAGUUGUUGAGAUCCAGCUUAGUGUCCCAAAUUCUGAGGUGAUGAAGAUGAGCUCCUCUGCCAGAGUUGCUCUUCUAAACAGUGAUGGUAAAUGGGUGGAGCCAAAGUCAAAAACUGUGCCAGUGGAAAGCUGUAUUGACACUGUUAGUGAAAUGGUUGGUCUUGAAGUUUGUACCAGCCUCAGCCAUGGCCAGUAUGAAGUAGAUGGGGAGUUAGUCACUGCAGAGCCAUCUGAGAUGAAUUUCCUGAUCAAGAAAACAGACAGUUUUAACUAUUACAAACUGUACAUCACGCAGCAGGAGAGCAUCAUUGAGGCUCUAUUUGACACUCCAGGCUCGAGCAUUGAUCGCAAGAUUCACUUUCUCUUUAAUGUGAAUCCUGAUCGUGAGGGUGGCUACAUUGUGGUCAGGGGUGCAGGAUAUGGUAUUAAAGGACAAUAUAAGGAUUCAGAUGGAUACUCAGGACUUCAGCUUGAGUAUCUACAAGAGUCAAAGGUCUCUGGGGAAUUAGAAAUAUCUAUGAAGAAGCAAGUGGAAAGUUUAAGACAGGAAUAUAUACCAAAGUUCCUGGUCAGUGUGGGGCCCGACAAGUUUACCCUUGAAGGGAAAUGGAAACACAUGAUUGAUGAAGACACAAAAAAUCUUGAAGCCUCAUGGGAAAUAGAGGGAGCCUGGCAUAAGACAGAGCCAAACAUGGUAACUCAAGCCUUUGGAAGAGUCUCAGGAACCUUUAUGACUGGCCAGGAUAAUUUCAAGCUGGACCUAAACACUGAAUAUGGCAGUGAAUCUUCAGAUUCUCACUCUAUCACUCUUACUCUAAACAACAACCACACUCUCCAUGGAGACAUGAGUAUUUUUGCAGGAUAUGCAUCACUUCAGAUAAGUCAGAUACCUGCAGGCAUAACAAUGGAGUAUGAAUCUCGGCCUGAUCUCUUUGAACUGAACACCAACACCUCCCUUCAAGACACUCAGGUGUCAUCUCAGGUUGUGGUGAAGAAUGUGAUGAGUACAGCUGUACAGGACACUCAGCUAACCUUGAGCCUGGCUAGCAAACAACUAGAUAUUGACUAUAAGGCUUCUGGCAUAUACAAGGUUUCUGAUAAUGGUUUUCAAGCAGAAGCAGAACUCAACUUUGAUUCCUCCUUCAAGUCCAAAUUCCUCAUAAUGUACCUCUUUGAGGAUGAGCCCUUACAUGUGUUAGCUGGGUUGCAUCUCACUCUCAAUGACUUCAUAUUCCAAAUUGGGCACAGCAUUGACAUGAGUCAACCUGAUCAUCUACUCAUCACAGCAAGUGUCAAAGCAGGGGAAGGAGCAGCAGGACUCCACUUUGAGAGUGAUUAUGGAAAGGAACGCCCGUUCAACACCUCCUUUGAAGUGUUUGGUGGUCUGGGCACUCGCUCUGUUGGCCUAUCUUCCAAUAUUGCCUCAGACCUUCAUUGGCAAAACUUCACUGGCAAAAGCAGUAUAAAAUGGCUUGACUGGUCCAGCAGUCUUGAUCAUGAACUAAUGUUGAGUAAGAACAACAUGGCUGCAAAGUUUGCCUUAGAAAAUAUGGGAAGUCUUGAACUUCUUUAUGAAUCAUCACCAAACCAGGCAGUGGAGGUUGUGGUGAGAGAUGCAACACCUGACAUCACGCCAGUUUUUAUGGUAUGA